Molecule: messenger RNA, 1254 nt
Organism: Metopolophium dirhodum (rose-grain aphid)
Lineage: Eukaryota; Metazoa; Arthropoda; Insecta; Hemiptera; Aphididae
Source: RefSeq, a predicted model, not a curated record
AUGAAUUCUACUACAACUAUGGGAUAUUUAUACAGAAAUAUAAUUGUUGAUGAAUUUAAAUGCGUUGAAUAUUUAAAAAGUAAAAACCUUUUAAGUAACAAUCGUUUGGUUUGCUCAAAAAAGAAUAUUGAAGGCACCGAAUGUGGUGGACAAUUACGUGAAACAACAAGGUCCAGUAAAAAAAGAAAUUCGGACGGUACUUUUAAAAAAAUUGUUACUAUGAGGUGUACGAAAAAAGGAUGCCAAACAUAUCAGUCAAUUCGCGCAGGAAAUCCAUUUUUUACUUAUACAGACCUCAAUGGUAAAUGUCAUAGUAAUUUAGCUCUAACAGAAAUAAUAGAACUCGUCUGGUAUUGGGUACAUAUGAUACCAGUACAUAAUGCAGUUUUAUGGACAGGUAGAAGUAAAUCCACUGUAAUUGACUGGUACAAUCUGUGUCGUGAUGUCGUUGUUGAUCAGUUUUCAAAAAGACCAAAAAUGGGAGGUCCUGGUUACAUUGUACAGAUAGAUGAAUCCCUCUUUCAGAAGAAACGAAAAUAUAAUCGCGGUCGCUUACAACGUGGUGAUUACGACCCACGACCACAUGAAGAUAGCGACGAAACUUCAAAUUAUGAAAAUGAAACUCCGGUAGAAAAUAUCCAACGAAAUUAUGGAAAUAGAAUACAGGGACCGUGGGUAUUUGGUUUGUGUUGUAAUAAUGACAACAAAACUGAACGACGGUUUUUCAUUGUAGAAAAGAGGGAUCGACAAACGCUCUUACCAAUAAUAGAAAGAGAGGUAGAAAUUGGUACAACGAUUCACAGCGAUCAGUGGCGAGCAUAUAGUUUUCUGAAGGACCAUGGAUUUAUUCAUCAAACUGUAAAUCAUUUUGAAAAUUUUGUGGAUCCAAAUACUGGAGCUCAUACUCAAACAAUAGAGUCAUUGUGGAAGUUAGUCAAGUCCAAGUACAAUAUAAAAGUCAAUGCCUCUAAGAAAAAAGCUACAGUUUCUGUUCCGGAUGUUCCUUCUACAAGUGUUUCUACCAUGAUAGCUACACAAUCGUCAUCUUUGUCUUUCACAACUGAAUCUUCUCCUAGUAUUGAAUCGACUUCCAUGACUGAAUCGUCUUCCAUUUCUGUUGAUAACAUGACUAACGAGUUCUUAGAUGUGAAAGUUGAUGAAAAUGUUGAUAUAGAAAAACCUACGGAGGCUGAAGCUAGUGAAACUAUGCCUGAAGAUGAAUCAUUUUCCUACAUGAUUGAGCUGGACAAGUAA